AUGUCCUGCUCGCAUCCUGGGUCGGUCCACAACUUUACGAUUCUUCACUCGCGACAAGUAAUCCACAAGGCCAUGCUCGAGAAGACUCCGGACGAGUUGUUGCGUCCUGACCACGGGGAAUUGUCCACUCAGUAUCCUGAGAGUUGGGCCUGCUUGGUGGGCAUGGCAUACAUUGGCAUCGGGCACGUCCUGCGUGGAAUCCACCCAAAGCUGCGUCCAGCGAAUGGCAUGUUGGAUGCUGACGACUUGGAGCGGAAUGAGCGGAUCUUGUCGGAUCGCGUGGUGGUCGAGAAUUUCUUUGGACGUGUGUGUGCGUUGUGGAAGAUAUCGUACGCUACGUUCUCAUGGUCGGAGAAGAACUACGAUGUCAUCCAACGAACGACUUUUUCAUUGACGAACUUCCAUUUGUCUCUUAUGCCCCUCCGCAGCGACGACGAGACGUUCUACGCGUAUGUCAUGGCGCGCUACGAAAGAAUGGCGACUGAGAAGAAACGCAAACGUGCGGAGUCUCAACGGCGAUAUCGAUUGAAUCGCCAAGAACGACUUACAUUGGACCACAAUAAUGCAGAGCGUCUUCGUUUUAGCUAA
This is a messenger RNA of Aphanomyces invadans, 588 nucleotides long. RefSeq lists its product as hypothetical. Bases 1 to 588 code for a protein of 195 amino acids. The transcript has a single exon. Lineage: Eukaryota; Oomycota; Saprolegniomycetes; Saprolegniales; Verrucalvaceae. The record is from RefSeq and is a predicted model, not a curated record.